Messenger RNA from Saprolegnia diclina VS20, 549 nucleotides. RefSeq lists its product as hypothetical. The transcript has 2 exons. Bases 11 to 499 code for a protein of 162 amino acids. NCBI's taxonomy places the organism in Eukaryota, Oomycota, Saprolegniomycetes, Saprolegniales, Saprolegniaceae. The record is from RefSeq and is a predicted model, not a curated record.
AUAAAAAGACAUGGCCGCGCACGCUGUGUACGUGGCCCACGCGGACCUCGUGGGCGCCGCCGUCGUGCUCCGCCAAACGAACAUGAGCUUUCUCCGAGGAGCGCUCUUUAGCUUGGACCCGGAGAACGGCGUCGCUGUCCUCCUCACGCUCGACGACGAGGCGACGGCUGUGCAGAGCCGGGCCGUCAUGGGCCAUGCCAUCGCUGCCAUCGAAGAAGACGCGGACGGUGGCGUCGACAUUGCCGCGUUGCGUGCGUGGGUGGAUGCGCGCGGGCAAAGCAAGCGCUUCGAGUUGCACGAGGCAGCAUUGCCUGCGUUGCAGGCCUUCCUUACCAGCCGCUGCAUCGAGACGACGAUGGGCGCCGAGAACCAACUGCUUGUCUUUGGCGGCGCUGCGACGAUAUCACCGCCGUACGACGCGUACGCUAUCAGUUGCCAAAACGACUUUGUCGCGCAGCGCCUCAAGGGGCUCCUGCACGAGUGGGAAGCAACCACGUAAACCAACAUGCACCAUGUACCGUACUUGUCAAAACGACGCUUCAAAGGUGG